GGGGGGGUGGAGGAAAACCGCAGCGCUGGUGGUUUGUCGGUGUUGGCUGGAAGGCAGCACCCACGCGAGACCGCUCCGGCCACCGCUCGCCGCAUCUCUGGCAGGGGAAAGUGGAGCUUUCCGGGUUUCGCACCCUCUCGCCACCGCUCUGGAUUGUGCCCGGGGGCCCAGCUGGGGUUUGGGGGGGCCCAUUGCGAGAUGUACCAGAGUUUAGCCAUGGCGGCUAACCCCGGCCCCCCGGCAUACGAGGGGGCAGCUGGCUUCAUGCACAGUGCGGCCGCAGCGUCCCCCGUCUAUGUGCCCACCACGAGGGUCACCUCGAUGCUCCCCAGCCUGCCUUACCUCCAGAGCAGUGGCUCUUCCCAGCAAGGCAGCCCCGUCUCCAGCCACUCCAUCUGGACUCAGCCCGGAGCCGAAAGUGCCGCUUACAACCCCGGAUCUUCUCACCCGCCUGUGUCACCUCGGUUCUCCUUCUCCACCAGCACCCCCAUCCCUGCCACCUCUUCCCGGGAGGCCGCGGCGGCUUACAGCAGCUCCUUGAGCCUUUCUGCUAACGGGAGGGAGCAGUACAGCAGGGGCUUCAGCAGCUCCUACUCCAGCCCUUAUCCAGCUUACAUGAGCCCCGAAAUGGCCACGACCUGGACUUCCUCGCCCUUCGACAGCCCCAUGCUACACAACCUGCAGAACAGAGGGACGCCCGGGGCCGCCAGGCAUGCCAACAUCGCAGAAUUUUUUGAUGAUUACUCAGAGGGGCGAGAAUGUGUCAACUGUGGAGCCAUGUCCACCCCACUCUGGAGAAGAGAUGGCACGGGGCACUACCUCUGCAACGCCUGUGGCCUCUACCACAAGAUGAAUGGCAUCAACCGGCCCUUGUUCAAACCUCAGAGGAGACUGUCAGCUUCCCGCCGUGUUGGCCUCUCUUGUGCCAAUUGCCACACAACGACAACUACACUCUGGCGCAGAAAUGCGGAGGGAGAACCAGUCUGUAAUGCCUGUGGACUCUACAUGAAGCUCCAUGGGGUUCCAAGGCCUUUAGCAAUGAGAAAAGAAGGCAUUCAAACAAGGAAGCGUAAGCCAAAGAACCUUAACAAAUCAAAGACACCAGCAGGUGCAUCCAGCAGUGAGAGUCUUACUCCAACUACCAGCUCUGCCAGUAGCAGCAGCAGUGCCACGACCACUGAGGAAAUGCGCCCCAUAAAAACGGAACCAGGGCUCUCAUCUCAUUACGGGCACCCCAGCCCAAUUUCUCAGGCAUUCUCAGUCUCUGCUAUGUCUGGACAUGGAUCUUCUAUUCACCCUGCGAUUUCAGCCCUGAAGCUUUCCCCUCAGGCUUACCAGUCAGCCAUCAGCCAGUCUCCACAGACUAGCUCCAAACAGGACUCCUGGAACAGCCUGGUCUUAGCUGAAAACCAUGGGGACAUCAUAACUGCAUAAGCUGGUCUUCCACCCAUGGACUUUGGGCUGAUCUGCUUGAGAGACAAAGAAGAUGCCAUGUAAUAAUCAAGUCAAUGUUGUUGCCUGCCUCCCCUGCUCUCCUGACUUCCCUUCUCUUGUGAGAUGUUCCAGGAAAGAGGUAAAGAGGACUUCUUGGAGGUGUAGGAGAGCUCUUACAAAACAGAGAAGACUCAAAUCUCAAAGUAGCUAAUGGAUUUGAAACAGUUUUUCCCCUUUAAAGAAAUAUCUCUUUAUCUGACUGUCACUGCCUCUAAUGAAAUAGCCAGAAGAAAAGAUAGACACAGUUGUUGGGUUUCGUUUAUUUGAAAACAUCGACGAUCCAGAUGAUGGUGGCACAAAGACACUUUUUUUCUUCUUUCACCAUCCAUUAGUUUCCUGACCAGAAGAAAACACCAUCAUCUCCUCAUCAUCCAAAAUCAGUGAUCCGCCACUGAAUGGAGCCAGUAGAGUUUCUUGCACAGACUUUACUAGAUGUGUUAUGGUGGAUUCAAUGGAGUUGAUAUGACAAACUAGGGCAAGAAAGAAAGAGAAACCCCCACAAAACCCCCCAGAAAUCUCAGCUCACACACCUAGAGUGUGUCUUCAUUUUCUUAAAUGGUUUCAAAACCAUAAUGAAUGCCUGUAUUUAAUAAUAACUCUUUUCCUAUUUAUCAUUACAAAACCAUUGGAUUGUGUUUCCAAAAGGUUGUUGGCUGAGCCUGGAGAAGGUCUGUCUGUCUGAAAUCAGGAGGGGAUUUUGGAAGGAAAAACCUUCUGGAAACAGGUAGAAAAACAUUGGUUAUCAAAUCCUGAAGAAAAUUGUUUGGCUGUUCCCUUAGGGAUACCUACAAGCCAGGCCUUCCCUUAGGGAUAGCUACAAGCCAGGCCUGGAGAUUACUCUAGAGCACAGCAAGUGAAAGUUGCUCUUCUAAUGCUGCUGUGCUGUUGCUUUAGAGACAUUUAUUUUAAUUAUUUUUUCACUCUUUUCUGUUGUUUUUGCUGCCAUUGAUGAAAUCUGAUUGCCAUUUAUUUGUGGGUAUACUAUGAGUGCCUUCUUUACUCUCAAUAGCUGGGCCAUGACCAUCUCCAAUGUCUAACCCUUAAGGAUUUCACUUUCUGCAACAAACAACAGGAUUCUUCAUCUUUGGGAUCUUCAGCUCUCUAAUGGAGGCAAGCAAGGGUCAUUUUCUUUAUGAAGCAUUUGCAUAGACUUGCUUGCCUACAAAAGAAGCAUAACUCCUUUAUGCAUGAGUAUUAAACAAGAGACUGGUGUUCACACUUGCUCCUAAGGCUCUCAGCAACCACAGAAUCCUAGAAAAUUGAGCUGGAAGGGAUGCUGAGAGGUCGCUGGCUUAUUCCCUUGUACUAAAGGGAUAAAUUCUACCUAAGCUAUCCCUAGCUGCUAUUUGUCUAGCAUGUGCUUAACAAACUCCAGUAAUGCAGAUGACACAGCCCCCUGUGCAAUCUUUCUCAAUGCUUCUCUAGAUGCUUGCCAGGAUGUUCUCAUCAACAUCUCCAAGGAAGGCCAGGCCUGCCUGUCUAGGCAGAGAUUUUUUGGGAGACUUUUCAUCCUGUAUGCUUCUCCAUUCUUCUUUCUGUCCACUCCCAGACUCUCUGAUCCUUCCUCUUACUUUCCCAGUUCUUCUCUUCCCUAUUUGCACUCAGAACUUGAGUAUGGAACCACAAAGUGAAAAUCUAGAAGAGGAAUUGUGCACCCCCUGAAAUGUGCUGAAGUAUGUAAAGUCCUCCGUCUCUUGCUAUUGAACAUUUCCAGAAAAUGGGUUACCAAUGAAAUACCAAGGUACAUGGCUUGGGGAGGAGGAAAGCCACGCACAUGACUGACGCAAAAGAAUGGCAUUGUAUUACCUUUGAGCUUUCCUUUUUUCCCUGAUGGUAGAGAUUUUUUUUUUUUAAGGGGAAGCAUGCAACUGGAGUGGUCUUGAGAGGGACUAUGGGGAGUAGAGACACAGUAGAGGCUUGGACCCCUCCACAUUAUCUCUGCUUUGAGUAGUAACUUAGAUUCACAGAGUUUUGGAGGGGUAACAAUGUCUCUGUGCUUCUCAGAAAAGAGCAUGGCAGUGAUGCCAUGGGGCUUGCAGGACAGUGGUAUUAACACCUUUAGGGUCUUCUGGUGGGCUUCUCUGCAGGAAGCAUUGUCCUGACAUUUACAAGGAGUGAUGUUCACUGGCGCAUGGGAAUGAAGCCCAAGAUCUGGGAGGCUUUUCAAUCUGUCACUGCUAAGGUGCCCACAGAGUUUAUGCUCUGUCUUGCUGAGACUAAGGCAGAAUCUACCCUCAUGAGUGUGCUUAUUACAGAUAAGGAAGAGGUAGUCAAUGAAACAUGAAUAAAAUGUUAUAAUGAAAUUCUGUGAGGCUGCUGAGGCCCGAUAGGCCAUUGAGAAGAAGUCAGGAUAUGACUCAACAUUCUGUUGACUUGUGUGAGCCUUGUAUCAGGCCCCUGGAGAUUUAAUUAAGAGUAAGGAUAAAGGGAAGAUAAUGAAAAAAGACUCCAUUCAGAAAAGUUACAAGUUCAAACAUACAGGAAGAAAUAGCAUGAAGAAUAUGAAUUUGAGGUGAAGACAUAAAGACAUUUCUCCCCAAGCACACAGGUCUUUAGUCAGCCUCCUUCUUUAACUAUAGUCCUUAGUAUCUGGCAGCUGAGCUCUCUUGGGAUCUGGCUGUGAAUUCCUGUUCAUGACAGGAUGUCCACCCAGAUACCACUUGACACAUGCCCACAUUUUGGGACACUUGAAUCCAUUGUGGGCAAUCUGAGAGGGAGGGAAGCAGAUGGCCUUUUGGAGAGGAGCUAAGAUCCAGACCAAACACAUGUAGCAUUUCUCUUUCCAUGCUGAUGGUCCCAGGUGCUCUGUCUACCUUGCCCUAUUACUGUGCUCCUCCUACUGCCCUCAAAGCCAAUGCCUUGGCAGAAAUUCUUUAUUGCCCUUAAUACAUACUCUGAGGUGUCAUAAAGGAAUCUUUUUGAAAUGUGAGAGGGAAAAUCCCCCACAAGACAUCAGCCUGGCUCAUGCCCCCUCAGGUUAUCUAGACAACCAUGGCAGAGCUAUAUUAACUGGUUCUUGGCCUUCCUUAAAGACAUGGUUCUUAUAAAACAAUGAGCAGCAUUUACAAGGACCCUGAUAACAAGACAGAUACCUACUUUGAAAAGAUGGGUCUCUGGAGCUGUGAGGACAGUUUGGUUCUCCUGAAUGGUAGAAACGAACUCUUUUGUCCCUCCUUUCCCACUACAUACAGCAGAAGUUCAGAUUCUCCUGGUUUUGUCUUUCUUUUGAUUCACUCAAAACUGUUGCAGAGCUAUUGCUGAUCCAGAACCUUUGGCUACACUCUGGCCAAUACUGCUAUUAAGAUGGUGACUGACCUCAGAUGGAGUACCAUUGUGCUAGGUGCUAUACAAACACACUGUGGUUAGAUGGGUCCUCUCCUAGGGAACUUGUAGUCACAGCAUUAAAGAAUAAUUUAAGUCAGAAGAGACUAGAUCAGGUUGUUCAGAGACUGAUCAGUCAAGUUUUGAAUAUUUCCAAGGAUGGAAAACCCACAACCUCUCCAAGUUUCAGUUCCAGUGUUUGACCACCCUCAUGUUAGGUGGUCCUGCCAUUAUUUUCCAGAUAAAUGUUAGACACUAGGAAAAGACAAAACUAUUGAGAAAUUAAUUACUCAGGCUGAAGAGUCCCAAGUAACAACUCUUUACUGCAGAAGGCUGAACAUUGGCUGCAAACCCAGGAGUCGCACAGAGCCCCUUCAGUAGGUAGGAGCUGGAAUGGCCAACACAGGAUGAGAAAUACUGCAAGUGACAGAUCUGGGGUUACUCACAGGACAUACUAUAAAGUGAGGGGAUGGGAGUGCUACCAUUUUCAGUGGAUUCAGCUCAUUCCAGCAAGAUGGCCACCUUACAAAAUUUGGGGUUACAUCCGAGCACUGUUUUCCUUCAAAUGAUGAGGGAGCUUCAGAACCUGAGGCUUUAUUCAUGCAUUUAGAUGCAAUUAUUUAAGACUCUUCAGGGCAAUAUUAUUAUUGCUGUUGUUGCUAUUAUUACUGUAGUAAUUUAUUCCACUGCAUUGUGGCUGGAGGUCCUAGUGACUGGGCCAGGUCCUACAUAAAUACAGAACUGAAAAUCAUGCCUGCCCUGAGGAGUAAGAGGGAAGGGCCCAGUCCUGCAUAACACUUAAGCCCAUAUAUAAAUGUCCUCGAGAGAACCGUUCCCUUAGAGGUCACCAUUAAUCACAGAUGUAAAUGUUGGUACCUAACGAUUUUCAGUAUAAGGUUUGAAUGUGCAAACAGUCGAAUCAGACCUUUGCUACGGACCAGUGGUCACCAGUGUGAGAUAGACAGGUAAGAAUCAGGAUGGGGAGCCAGAAAGGUAGAAAGAUCAUUAACCAUUUCUAAAUUUCUUUCCUCUUCACAAAAGUGCAAUAUCCUGAAUUGCUUCAGUUCUUAUUUAUAUAAAUUGAACAGAAGAGUUCCAUAUUUCACUUGCAAUCUUGUGGGCUGAUUGGACCCUCUCCAGUCAGGAGGAGCUCAGGAAUAUUGUAAGGGAGCUUUAAUACCGAUCAACAUUUCUUAAUACAACUCUGAAGCUGUGACUAUGUCAGGAGUGGUGUUUUGUUUUGCUUUUUUUUCAUGUAUAAAGUUUGAAGCUUCCCAGGUCAGCUGGGAAGGUCCCACAAAAGCAGACACUUAUUUGUAACGGGGAGGGCAAAACCAACCAACCAACUGAACAAGCUGUAAUUAUUUAAAGAUGUAAAAAAAUAUAUAUUAUGAAGUAGUAUGGCUACCAAUCCACAUAACUUCUACACCUUUAGAACUAAUGGAAAUAAAACAACGAUAAUAAAACUGAA
Molecule: messenger RNA, 6286 nt
Organism: Rhea pennata
Lineage: Eukaryota; Metazoa; Chordata; Aves; Rheiformes; Rheidae
Gene: GATA4
Product: GATA binding protein 4
Exons: 6
Coding region: 199-1434 (411 amino acids)
Biological process (GO): positive regulation of transcription by RNA polymerase II; negative regulation of transcription by RNA polymerase II; cell fate commitment
Cellular component (GO): nucleus
Molecular function (GO): zinc ion binding; RNA polymerase II cis-regulatory region sequence-specific DNA binding; DNA-binding transcription factor activity, RNA polymerase II-specific
Source: RefSeq, a predicted model, not a curated record